AUGCUGCGUAUCAGUUUGCUCCAAUUGCUCUUUGUGACACUGCUCGCUCUGUCUGCGGUUUUCGCAGCAGAUGCAGUGGACUCGGAGGCUUCCCAACGUGAGUCUCUCCAGGAAGCACUUGCCGACAUCAACGCAGUCUCGCUUCAUGAUGCUCUGCAUGUUCUUUCCACCAAAUUCCGUCAUGGAAUCUUCCCGACUGACCUUCAUGCCGCCGAAGCUCUUCAAGCCGAGGAACCCGCUAUUGCGAGCCUCAUGAAGCUUGCCAAGCGCCAGAACAACGCCACUGCCAGUCCUGAGCCGUCUGAAACCGUUCCUCCUGUGACUUCGGCGAGCACUGAGCCUACUACUGAACCCAUCGCUGAACCCACCACUGAACCUACCACUGCGCCUACCACUGCGCCUACCACUGAACCCUCCACUGAACCCACCACUGAACCUACCGCUGCACCUACCACUGAACCAACUACCUCAGUUCCUGAGACCAGUGAGACCACCUCGGCAUCAAAGACUGAGCCAACUACCAGUGCUGAGUCGAGUGUUACUUCGGCCGACCCGACCACCUCUGCCAGCUCUGUCUCAGUCCCCAUCUCUACCACGGACGUGGUCACUACUCAGACUACUGCUGAGCAGACCACCCCCACAUCUGUGCCCUCGACUAGCCAGACCACCCAGGCCGCGACUACCACUGCUCCGUCGACUCUGUCGACGACCACGAGCACUUCGUCCAGCUCGUCGAAGUCUACUUCUAGUCGCUCAACUACUUCUGCUCAAACUACAGAGCCCACCAGCUUGAGCACUUCCACCUUCAAGAGCACCACCACCAUGGCUGAUGGCAGCCUGAGCACCAUCACCUCCUACACUGUCAUCACCCCGACGCCAACCGGCAAAGCUGCAGCCACCACUGUCGUUAAGCCCGGUCUGCAGACGGGUGCCGCCGCGUUGACUACUGGUAUGGCUCGUGAGGUUAUCGCCAUGGUUGGUGGUGCCGUCGCGGUCGCAAUGGCCCUCUAA
Messenger RNA from Penicillium paradoxum, 1011 nucleotides. Its product is annotated as putative GPI anchored cell wall protein (Dan4). Lineage: Eukaryota; Fungi; Ascomycota; Eurotiomycetes; Eurotiales; Aspergillaceae. The transcript has a single exon. The record is from RefSeq and is a predicted model, not a curated record. Bases 1 to 1011 code for a protein of 336 amino acids.